AUUAAUUACUCUGAAACAGUAAAACAGUGACAAGUAUUUAGAAACGGAAGAGGAAUUACAAAAAACAAAAACAAAUUAACCAACGCCUCUGCUUUCUUUAGCAAACACUGUCCAGCUAAAUCGAGCGGGACUCUUUCCAAAUCGUGGAUCCCCUCAACUUCGGACACCCUCCUCCAUUGACCAUUCCCUCUUCUCCAACGGCCCCCAUUGCAUCCGCCAUUGCCCGGAGCUCGCUUCCCGGCUCCUCCAAUCGCCAUUGCCAUCGCCAAGGAAGAUCGAGAGAUCAGAGGACCAAGGUUAACAAUCAAUUGCAACGAUGGAGCGGAUUCCGAUCCCGAUGGCGAUGCUGCCGCAGAAGUCGAGCAGCUUCUCGCAGGCCACCGUGCGGCAGCACCAGCAGCAGGGGAGCGACCACGAGAAGCUCGGCCGCAACCUCUCCCUCGGCGCCAUCAAGCUCUCCGAGCACGUCGACCGCCUCAAGAAGGAAUCCGCCGCCGCCGCCGAGGAAGCUUCCUCCGCCGCGGCAGCUGGCGGCGAGGAGGCGGAGCCGCCGCCGUACGAGGAGCCGGACCUGGCGGCGCUGUCGGUGGAGAUCGACGCCUUCCUCGCCAGCCGCGCCGAAGGGGAUUCGGCCGCAGCAAUCUCGGAGGUGACCCUGGACCGGUUCGCGUCCGCCGUGGAGAUGGAGAUCGCGGCCACCGUCGAGGGGGACGACGACAGGUGGGCCUCGGCCGCGGCGGAGGACGGUGGUGGCGGCGGCGAGCAGAAGAACCCGCCGCGGGUGCUGCUCGACGCCAUCCGCCGGAUCUCCACGCUCGCCGCCGCGCUCACCACCAACAAUGCCGCCCCCGCCGCCGCAGCCGCGGAGACGGACGCCGCCGCCACCGCCGGGGGUGGCAACAAGAAGGGGUACACGAUCGGCGUCCACCGCGUGACGGGCGUGCUCCACCGCGCCAUGGCGUUCCUCGAGGACGAACUCUACGCGCUCCUCGAGGACAUCCCCUCCAACAGCAACCCCGGCAGCGCCAAGGCCAUGCGCCGCCCGCCUUCCUUCUCCGCCGCGGCCCACGGCGCCGACUCCGACCGCUGCGUCCUCCCCCUCCCCUCCUCCGCCACCGCCACCACCACCACCACCCCCGAAACCCCCGCCGGCGCCGGGGGAGACAACUCCUCCGCCUCCAACUCGAACCAGCCGCAGCCGCUGUUCCCGCCGGAGACGGUGGACAGGCUGCGGGCCAUGGCGGACGCCAUGGCGCACGCAGGGUAUUCGACGGAAUGCGAGCAAGUGUUCCUCAUCUCCCGCCGCAACGCGCUCGACAGCGCCCUCCAGGCGCUCGGCUACGAGAAGGCCAGCAUCGACGACGUGGUGAAGAUGAGCUGGGAGUCUCUCGAGGCGGAGAUCGGGGCCUGGAUCAAGGCCUUCCGCCACGUCAUCAACGUCGGCCUCUCCGCCGAGCACGACCUCUGCGUCCGCGUCUUCCCUCCGUCCAGCUCCAAUGGCAAUGGCAAUGGCAACGUCGGCAAGGAGAUCUUCGCCGACCUGGCACGGUGCGCGCUGCUGCAGAUGCUCAACUUCACGGAGGCCGUGGCCAUGGCGAAGCGCGCUGCCGAGAAGCUCUUCAAGGUUCUCGACAUGUACGAGGCCAUCCGCGACUCCGCCCCCGUCGUCGACGCCUUCCUCGACAUGUACACCCCCAAUGCCGGCACCGGGCACGAAGCCCUCUCAGACCUCCAGUCAGAGCUCGCCUCGGUACAGUCCCGGCUCGGCGAGUCCGCCGCCGCCAUCUUCUGCGACCUGGAGAGCUCCAUCCGCGCCGACGCCGGGAAGCAACCCGUCCCGGGCGGCGCGGUACACCCGCUAACCCGCUACCUAAUGAACUACCUCAAAUAUGCGUGCGAGUACAAGAACACGCUGGAGCAAGUGUUCCGGCAGCACCACCACCGGCCCGACUCCGACGACCCGCCGCCAUCCUCCACCGACAACAACAGCAGCAGCAACAACAACAACAACAAUGCAAACACCAACGAGAACAACCCUUUCGCAGCUCAACUCAUGGAAGUCAUGGAGCUGCUCCACGGCAACCUCGAAGCGAAAUCCCGCCUCUACAAAGACCCGGCCCUCAGCAGCAUCUUCCUCAUGAACAACGGGCGCUACAUGCUCCAGAAGAUCCGUGGAUCCCCGGAGAUCAACGCGGUGGUCGGAGAAGCGUGGGCUCGCAAACGGUCCACGGAUCUCAGACAGUACCACAAGAACUACCAGCGGGAGACGUGGAACCGGGUGCUGAACAUGCUCCGGGACGACGGCAGCAUCACGGUGAAGGGCCACGUGCAGAAGCCGGUGCUCAAGGAGCGGUUCAAGCAGUUCAACGCCGCCAUGGACGAGAUACACCGGAACCAGGGGAGCUGGGUGGUUAGUGAUGAUCAGCUGCAGUCGGAGCUCAGGGUGUCCAUUGCCGCUGUCGUGGUGCCGGCGUAUAGGUCGUUUCUUGGGAGGUUCGCGCAGAGCUUCAGCGCCGGCAGGCAGACGGAGAAGUAUAUCAAGUUGAGCGCCGACGAUCUCGAGAACAUUAUCGACGAGCUCUUUGAUGGUAACACCGCUUCCAUGCCCCGGAGAAGAAAUUGACAUUAACUAUACAAAAUUGAACAUCCAUUCGGUUAACAAAAUCAGACGUGCUCUCUUCUUGAUCUCGUCGGCACAAAAAAUGUACUGUACUCCUCUGUUGUUCUUCUUGUGAUUUUUUUAUGAUUUUUUUUGUCUUGAUCAAUUAAUCGAUCCUCAGUUUGUGGUGGCAGAUAGAUGUAUGUAUGUGUGUGUAUCCCUUUGAUCGGUCCAUCGAUCUUGAUGUGUGUUUUAAUUAAUGGAUCACCUGUUUAUAUAUAUAUAGUAACGAUAUUCUCCUGAUUGA
Molecule: messenger RNA, 2906 nt
Organism: Brachypodium distachyon (stiff brome)
Lineage: Eukaryota; Viridiplantae; Streptophyta; Magnoliopsida; Poales; Poaceae
Product: exocyst complex component EXO70B1
Exons: 1
Coding region: 317-2623 (768 amino acids)
Biological process (GO): exocytosis
Cellular component (GO): exocyst
Molecular function (GO): phosphatidylinositol-4,5-bisphosphate binding
Source: RefSeq, a predicted model, not a curated record